AUGAAGACGACCAGCCGCUAUGUGAGCUGGCCGGCCUUCUACACGGAGUAUGCGGGUACCCGCGGCCUCUCCGGCUAUGUGGAUGGAAGUCGCCUCAAGGCUCGCUUCAACGCGCCCUCCGGCUUGGUCAUUAGCACCGACCCUCGCCGGCCUUGGCGGAUCUACAUCGCCGACAGUGGCAAUCACUGCAUCCGCGUCGUGGCCUACGAGUCGGGGCGCAUUGCUACGGUGGCAGGCUCGCCGGUCACCAAGGGCUGGCGCGAUGGGCCCGGGCAAGAGGCCAAGUUCGAGCAGCCCAGCAGCCUGGGCAUGGACCCUGAAGGCCUACAUCUCUUUGUCCUGGACAACUUCCGAAGGAUCAGAUAUAUCCAACUCUACUUGAAGAAGAAGACCGUCUCCACCUUAGUGGGAGGCGCCUGCCGCGCAGUGGCACGUUGGACUGUUUAUGAGUCGAUCGUGCAACGGCGCGUGGGUUGCCAUCCCGUGGCUUGGGCGAUUGUGGGCGGUGUGGGUGGGCACGUGAGGUCCUCGGGCUGUGGGAUCGCCAAUCCGAUGCAGAUCACGUACGACUGGUCUGCCACCCUGGCGGGGGAGCAGGUGGACGUCUAUGUCUCAGGCGAAGGGAUCUUCAAGUGCACUGGCCAUCAGGCCACCUGUGCGCCGCGGAACCACCCGGCCCUCGCGGAUCGGGUCUCCACCCAGUUGCUGUCCAAGGCCUAUGCUCAGAGCCUGUUGGAAGGGAUUCCACCGGAGGAUCCCUACGACAUGCCCUUGGUCUUGCCCGGGGUCCCCAUGGGCGAUCGGAUCGAGCCAUCGGAUCGAGCGGAGUGCGUUCCGGCCGCGAAGCGAAGGACGCGACGUCGCGCUUUGGUCGGUCGCGCGAACGCGCGUGGCGUCGCGAGCGGCGGGGGCUUAUGCGGAGUUGGGAAAGGAUCGGUUCGGCGUUUCCUUUGCUAA
Durusdinium trenchii is the source of this 957-nucleotide messenger RNA. The record is from the annotation of a GenBank genome assembly. NCBI's taxonomy places the organism in Eukaryota, Dinophyceae, Suessiales, Symbiodiniaceae.